Solanum lycopersicum (tomato) is the source of this 1318-nucleotide messenger RNA. RefSeq lists its product as uncharacterized. Lineage: Eukaryota; Viridiplantae; Streptophyta; Magnoliopsida; Solanales; Solanaceae. The record is from RefSeq and is a predicted model, not a curated record.
UAGCAGCAAUUUUGCCGUUUUGAUUAAUAUAAAAUUUUAUAUACCGUUUUAAAUUUUUUGUUAAUAUUUUAUACCUUAGGCUCCGGACUCCAUUAAAGUUUGAAAGAUUUGAAGUUUUGAGUUGUUUCAAGUCUAUCAAGUUGCAAUCUAUUCAAUUAGUGAUUUGUAAAGUUUCAUUCUAAUUAAUAAUGGAAAAAUCACCUAAAUACACGUCUUAUUAUUUUAUAAUCUUUAAAAAUUUCUACCAUUUUAAAAAUAUAUUCAACAAUUCUCUCUCUCGUUAAUACAUCCCUAUCUCCUAAAAAUACAUCAUUCCCCUCUUUGAUACUUUCCUCAGCUAUGUAAUUGGAUAUUUUAUCUCCUCUUUGAUAUAUUUCGAAUACAUCGCUAACCUAUGUAUCCGGACGUAUGAAUUAGAGUUAUUGAAGCGAUUGAAUAUUGCAUUGACAUGCCCGUGAAAAGGUUAGCCCACACCAUUUUUACAAGGUUGAGGCCCAAAUAAUUCUGGUCCACACACCAUUUGUAUUUGUAUUUGUAUUACUCCAAUCUCCCUCUCUAAACUGUAACCAGAAAAAUCAUGUGGGCCUCGAUGAGCCUUUCACUUGCCGCUCCGGCACCAUUCGCCACCACUAAACCGGCGGCGAAUUGUCUUACGCCCGGAGCUCCGAGGAAGUUUCAGCUCUACUCGCAGCUUAGAAACCUCGAUUUAGCAUAUACGGCGGAGCAAAAGCAGAAAAUUCAGAAGAAAUCGCAAACAAAUCAUUUAGGUUAUACGGCAGAGCAGAAGCAGAGAUUUUGGAAGAAAUCACAAACAACGAACAUACAACAAGCAGAAGAAGAACGAGUACAAGUAGAUUUAAAGGAUGAAGAGAAGAAACUUACUGGAUUUGACGUAUUGCAGGCACUGGAAAAAGCAACGGCACGGAAAAUGAAGAAGAAGAGACAUGGAAGAGAUAGUUCAUCGUUAAGUAGUAGUAGAAAAGUGAGUGAACAAGCAGCAGAGGAUGAAGCUAUGGCGGAUUACGGUAGCAAAAUUGUUCGACCAUUGAGCAUAAGAGAAGAUUGGGGAACUCGUUUGGAUGAACUGGAAAAAAGACUUAAUAGCUUCAAGAUGCACAAUUGCUAAUACUAAACAUACACACACGAAAAAAAACAAUUUUAUUGUGUUUUUAGCGUAGUACACCCUCUAAUUUUAUACUUAUUAGUGAUAAAUUAUACUUUCAAGUUUGAUCUUUUGGGAUCAUCAAUACUAUAGUGUGUAAAAAACUUGAACUACUCAAAAUUUCAACAAUGUGAUAUUCGUGUAAUUUUAUUUUUC